This is a messenger RNA of Anoplophora glabripennis (Asian longhorned beetle), 660 nucleotides long. It is a transcript of the gene Bet5, whose product is annotated as trafficking protein particle complex subunit 1. NCBI's taxonomy places the organism in Eukaryota, Metazoa, Arthropoda, Insecta, Coleoptera, Cerambycidae. Gene Ontology annotation, biological process: endoplasmic reticulum to Golgi vesicle-mediated transport. Bases 114 to 551 code for a protein of 145 amino acids. The record is from RefSeq and is a predicted model, not a curated record. The transcript has 3 exons. Gene Ontology annotation, cellular component: TRAPP complex.
UGGUAUUCUAUGAUUUAUGACUGUUACUGUCGUUUCGUUCUGUUUUUUAGGUUAAUAACUUUUACAUUUGAAAUAAUUAAGAUAUUUUUUUAAAUUUCAAUGUAAAUAAUAAAAUGACUGUUUAUAAUAUUUACAUAUUUGACAAAGCAGGUACACUACUAUAUUAUCAAGAGUGGAAUAGAUUGAAACAAUCUGGUAUGACUAGAGAAGAGGAGGCUAAAUUAAUGUAUGGUAUGCUAUUUUCCAUUAAGUCUUUCGUAAGUAAAAUAUCGCCGAUAGAUAUAAAGGAAGGAUUCCUUCAUUAUAAAACGUCAAAAUAUGCGUUACACUUUCUUGAAACUCCAGCAGGGUUGAAGUUCAUCUUAAAUACAGAUAUUAAUUCACAAGGAGUCCGGGAUAUACUGCAGCAGAUAUAUAGUCAGGUUUAUGUGGAGUAUGUAGUCAAAAAUCCUCUCUGCAGUUUAUCACAACCUAUAGAAUCGGAUUUAUUUAAAAGUACUUUAGACACUUAUAUGAAACAGUUGCCGAUAUUUUCUGCUAAACCUUUAUAAAUCUAUAUAGGACGGUUAUACCUGAAUAAUUUACAUUUGUAUAAUAUUAAAGUGGGAAAAUUUUGAUGUGAAAUUAAUGAAGCACAUGUAAAAUAAAAAAUAAAAUAUU